Clunio marinus is the source of this 207-nucleotide messenger RNA. Lineage: Eukaryota; Metazoa; Arthropoda; Insecta; Diptera; Chironomidae. The record is from the annotation of a GenBank genome assembly.
AUGAUUAAUGAAAUAUCAAGUUUGUGUAUUCCAAUUGCCUCAGAUGGUUUUCUAAAAUAUAAUGAGUCCAAGGAUGAUUCAAUAAAUGGAUCAAAAGAUUUUUUUAUUUUACCUGAUACUUUUCGUGAAAUAUUGAAUCAACAAAACGUUUCUAAGUAUCAUGGAGCUUCGAAGAGUAAUAGAAAUUGUGUUAUGUUCAACAAAUAA